Messenger RNA from Chlorocebus sabaeus (green monkey), 42695 nucleotides. Lineage: Eukaryota; Metazoa; Chordata; Mammalia; Primates; Cercopithecidae. The record is from RefSeq and is a predicted model, not a curated record.
CUCUCUCUCAGAGACAGGAUCAUUAAGACAUGAUACACUGAGAUAUUCUAUCCUGCAGACAGUAAGAAUCUGUUAAAAAGUUUGAAGGGAAGAAUUGAGAUCGUCAGUGUUUAUUUGAGGAAAUUGUCUGUGGUUGCGCCAUCCUUUCCUUUCUCUCCCUGAGAUUUGGUCUUCUUAAUCAGAAGGGUUGCACAAUUCCCCCAACUCCCAUACAUAUGGCAGCUCUUCUAGACACAGGUUUUCUCAGGAGAAAUGCAGGGACCCCAGCCAUAUCUCCCACCCUGAGAAAUUCUGGAGGUUCAGGGAGCUCAGAAGCUCUGCAGAGGCCACCCUCUUUGAGGGGAUUGUUCUUAGACUUCCAUCCAGAGGCAAGUGUUGACCUGUCCAUGCUGAAACCCACAGGCCUUCCUGGGUCAUCUUCUCUCACCCACUCCUUCAUGACAGGGAGCAGGAGCAGUAAAGCCACACCGGAAAUGGAUUCAGGACUGACAGGAGCCACCUUGUCACAUAAGACAUCUACAGGUGCAAUCAUAGUGACGGAACAUACUCUGCCCUUUACUUCCCCAGCUAAGACCUUGGCCAGUCCUGCGUCUUCGGUUGUGGGAAGAACCACCCGGUCUCUGGGGGUGAUGUCCUCUGCUCUCCCUGAGUCAACCUCUAGAGGAAUUACACACUCCGAGCAAAGAACCAGCUCAUCGCUGAGUCCCCAGGUCAAUGGAACUCCCUCUAGGAACUCUCCGGCUACAAGCGUGGUUUCACGAUUGAGUUCCCCAAGGACCAGGACCAGUUCCACAGAAGAAAAUUUUACCAAAGAAUCAUCUACCUACACACUCGCUGUAGAGACCACAAGUGGCCCAGUCACUGAGAAGUACACAGUCCCCACUGAGACCUCAACAACCGAAGGUGACAGCACAGGGACCCCCUGGGGCACAAGAUAUAUCCCUGCAAAAAUCACAUCUCCAAUGAAAACAUUUGCAGAUUCAACUGCAUCCAAGGAAAAUGUCCCAGUGUCUACGACUCCAGCUGAGUCCACAGUUACUGACUCACAUACUCCAGGAAGGACAACCCCAUCCUUUGGGACAGUUUAUUCUUCCUUCCUUGACUUAUCGUCUAGAGAGACCCCAAAUUCCAGAGGUGGAACAAGCCUGGAACUGACUCCAUCAACCACUGGAUAUCCCUUCUCUUCUCCUGAACCUGGCUCCACAGGACACAGCAGAAUAAGUACCAGUGCGUCUUUGUCAUCAUCUGCUUCAGUUCUCGAUAAUAAAAUAUCAGAGACCGGCAUAUUCUCAGGCCAGAGUAUCACUUCCCCUCUGUCUCCUGGGGUGCCCGAGGCCAGAGUGAGCACAAUGCCCAACUCAGCUAUCCCUUUUUCCAUGACACUAAGCAAUGCAGACACAAGUGCUGAAAAGGUCAGAAGUACAAUUUCCUCUCUGGGGACUCCAUCUACAUCCACAGAGCAGACAACAGAGACUAUCCUUACCUUCCGUGCCUUUGCUGAGACCACGGAUACACCUGGCACCCACACAGCCAAGACUUUGGCUUCAGAAUGGUCAGGGAGUCCAGGUACCCUCAGUGGCACCAGCACUUCAGCGUUGACAACCACAUCUCCAUCUACCACUUCAGUCUCAGAGGAGACCAACACCCAUCACUCCAUGAGUAGAAAGGAAACAGAAGGAACUUUGAAUACAUCCAUGACUCCACUUGAGACCUCUGCUCCUGGAGAAGAGACCGAAAUGACUGCCACCUUGGUCCCCACCCCAGGUUUUACUACUCUUUACAGCAAGAUUAGUAGUCCAUCUCAGGUCUCUUCAUCACACCCAACAAGAGAGCUCAGAACCGCAGGCAGCACCUCUGGGAGGCAGAGUUCCAGUAUAGCUGCCCACAGGAGCUCUGACAUCCUGAAGGCAACCACUUCCAGCACCUCAACAGCAUCAUCAUGGACCAGUGAAAGCACAGCUCAGCAAUUUAGUGAACCCCAGCACACACAGUGGGUGGAGACAAGUCCUAGCAUGAAAACAGAGAGACCCCCAGCAUCAACCAGUGUGGCAGCCCGUGCCACCACUUCUGUUCCCUCAGUGGUGUCUGGCUUCACCACCCUGAAGACCAGCUCCACUAAAGGGAUUUGGCUUAAAGAAACAUCUGCAGACACACUCAUCGGAGAAUCCACAACUGGCCCAACCACCUAUCAGUUUGCUGUUCCCACUGGGAUUUCAAUGACAGGAGGCAGCAUCACAAGGGGAAGGCAGGGCACAACCCACCCACUCAACAGAGCCACAGCAUUAUCUGAGACAUCCACAGAUUUGACUCUGGCCACGAACAGUGUCCCAAUCUCCAUGACUCCAGCAGUUAGCAAGAUGGCUGCUGGCUCAAGUCCUCCAGGAGGGACAAAUCCAUCAUAUACAAUGGUUUCUUCUGUCAUCCCUGGGACGUCAUCUCUAGAGUCCCCAGCUUCUAGGGAAGGAACCAACCUGGGACUGACUCCAUUAAACACUAGACAUCCCUCCUCUUCCCCUGAACCAGACUCUGCAGGACAUACCAAGAUAAGCACCAGCGUUCCUCUGUUGUCAUCUGCUUCAGUUCUUGAGAAUGAAGUGUCAGUGACCAGCACAUUCUCACACCACAGAGUCACCUCAUCUAUGACCACAGGGACUCCUGAAAUCUCAACAAAGACAAAGCCCAGCUCAGCCAUUCUUUUCUCGAUGACCCUAAGUAAUGCAGCAACAAGCCCUGAAAGAGUCAGAAAUGCAACUUCCCCUCUGACUUAUCCAUCUGCAUCAGGGAAAGGGACAGCAGGGAGUGUCCUCACCCUCAGCACCUCUGCUGAGACUACAGACUCACCUAGCAUCCACCCAACUGGGACACUGGCUUCAGAAUGGUCAGAGAGUCCUAGCACUCUCAGCCUCCCAAGUGUCUCUGGAGUGAAAACCACAUUGUCUUCAUCUACUCCUUCCACUCAUCUAUUUACCGGUGGAGAAGAAACAGAGGAAACUUUGAAUCCAUCUGUGUCUCAACCUGAGACUUCUGUUUCCAGAGUAAGGAUCACCUUGGCCAGCACCUCUGUCCCCACCCAAGUAUUCCCCACCAUGGACACCUGGACUACACGUUCAGCUCAGUUCUCUUCAUCCCACCUAGUGAGUGAGCUCAGAGCCACGAGCGGUACCUCAGCUACAAACUCAACCAGUUCAGCUCUUCCUAAAAUAUCUCACCUCUCUGGGACAGCAGCAAUGUCACAGACCAAUACAGGCACGUUUAAUGACUCUGCUGCACCCCAAAGCACAACUUGGCCAGAGACUAGUCCCAGAUUCAAGACAGGGUUACCUUCAGCAACAACCACUGUUUCAACUUCUGCCACUUCUCUCUCUGCUACUGUAGUGGUCUCUAAAUUCACUUCUCCAGCAACUGGUUCCACAGAAGCAACUUCUAUCAGGGAACCAUCAACAGCCAUCCUCACAACAGAGACCACGAAUGGCCCAGGCACUAUGGCUAUGGCUUCUACCAACAUCCCAAUUGGAAAGGGCUAUAUUACUGAAGGGACAUUGGACACAACCCAUCUGUCCAUUGGAACCUCAACUUCCUCUGAGACAUCUACAGAUUUUACCAUGGCCAAAGAAAGUGUCUCAAUGUCAGUAUCUCCAUCUCAGUUCAUGGAUGCUGUUGGCUCAAGCACUCCAGGAAGGACAAGCCAAUUGGUUGGCACAUUUUCUGAUGAUGUCUAUCAUUUAACAUCUGGAGAAAUUCCAUUGCCUAGAGGUGAAGCCAGUUUAGCUUUGACUCCACAAAUGACUGCAACUCACCCUCCAUCUCCUGAGCCUGGCUCUGCUAGAAGCACCUGGCUUGGCAUCUUGUCCUCAUCUUCUUCUCCUACUCCCAAAGUCACAAUGAGCUCCACAUUUUCAACCCAGAGAGUCACCACAAGCAUGAUAAUGGACACAGUUGAAACUAGUGAAUGGAACACACCCAACUUACCUUCCAUGACUUCCUCGACACCAAGUAAUAUUCCAACAAGUGGUGCCGUAGAAAAAAGCACCCUGGUUCCCUUGGACACUCCAUCUCCAGCCACAUCAGUGGAGGCAUCAGAAGGGGGACUCCCGAACCUGAGCACCUACCCUGAAUCAGCAAACACACCCAGCAUCCGCCUCGGAACACACGCUAGUUCAGAAAGUCCAAGCACCAUCAACCUCACCAUGACUUCAGUAGUAAAAACUGACUCUUACACACCUCUCGCCUUCCCCUCAAUAGAAACCCACAUUCAUGUAUCAACAGCCAGGAUGGAGACAAAUGAAAUUGCUUACUCUUCUGGGUCUUCACCUGAGAUGACAGCUCCUGGAGAGACUAACACUGGUAGUACAUGGGCCCCCACCACCUACAUCACCACUACAGAUCCUAAGGAUACCAGUUCAGCUCAGGUCUCUACACCCCACUCAGUGAGGACACUCAGAACCACAGAAAACCAUCCAAAGACAGAGUCCACCACCCCAGCUGCUUACUCUGGAAGUCCUAAAAUCUCAAGUUCACCCGAUCUCACCAGUCUGAUCACAAAAGCAUGGACCAUCACAGACACAACUGAACACUCCACUCAAUUACAUUACACAAAUUUGGCAGAAAAACCAUCUGGAUUUGAGACACAGUCAACUCCAGGACCUGUCUCUGUAGUAAUCCCUACCUCCCCUACCACUGGAAGCAGCACAUUGGAACUGACUUCUGAUGUCCCAGGGGAACCCAUGGUCCUCACUAACAGUGAGCAGACCACAAUCACUCUCCCCAUGGCAACAUGGCUGAGUACCAGUUUGACAGAGGAAAUGCCUUCAACAGACCUUGAUAUUUCAAGUCCAAGUUCACUCAUGAGUACAUCUGCUAUUUUUCCACCUCUGUCCACACCUUCUCAUGAACUUUCAAAGUCAGAGGCAGAUACCAGUGCCAUUGGAAAUACAGAUUCAACCACAUGGGAUCAGCACCUAGGAAUCAAGAGUUUGGGCGCAACUGGGGACUUAACAACUGUUCCUAUCACCCCACUGUCAACCACGUGGACCAGUGUGAUUGAACACUCAACACAAGCACAGGACACCCAUUCUGCAAUGAUAAGUCCUACUCAUGUGACACAAUCACUCAAAGAUCAAACAUCUUUACCAGUCUCAGCAUCCCCUCCCCAUCUUACUGAAGUCUACCCUGAGCUCGGGACACAAGGGAGAAGCUCCUCUGAGGCAACCACUUUUUGGAAACCAUCUACAGACACACUCUCCAGAGAGAUUGAGACUGGCCCAACAAAUGUUCAAUCCACACCACCCAUGGACAGCACAACAACAGGGAGCAGUAGUAGUGGAGUCAUCCUGGGCACAGCCCACCUUCCCAUAGGAACAUCAUCCCCAGCUGAGACAUCCACAAACAUAGCACUGGAAAGAGGAAGUUCUACAGCCACGGUCUCCAUGGCUGGGACUGUGGGACUCCUAGUUACUAGUGCUCCAGGAAGAAGCAUCAACCAGUCAUUAGGAAGAGUUUCCUCUGUCCUUUCUGAGUCAACUACUGAAGGAGUCACAGAUUCUAGUAAAGGAAGCAGUCCAAGGCUGAACACACAGGGAAAUACAGCUCCCUCCUCCUCUCUUGAACCCAGCUCUGCUGAAGGAAGCCAGAUGAGCAUGAGCAUCCCUCUACCCUCAUCUCCUCCAACUCCUGAUGUGAAAUUCAAAGGGGGCAGUACAUUUUGGACCAAGGAGGUCACCACAGUUAUGACCUCAGACAUCUCCAAGUCUUCAUCAAGGACAGAGUCCAGCUCAGCUACCCUUAUGUCCACAGCUUUGGGAAGCACUGAAAAUACAAAAAAACUCAGAACUGCCUCUAUGGAUCUUCCAUCUCCAGCUCCAUCAAUGGAGGUGACACCAUGGAGUUCUCUCACUCUCAGUAACAUCCCCAAGACCACAGAUUCACCUGACCUCAGCCAUGGGGUGCACACCAGCUCUACAGGGACUUUGGCCACUGACAGGCCAUUGAAUACUGGUGUCACUAGAGCCUUCAGAUUGGAAAACAGCUCCAGUACCUCUUCUGAGUCCCUGUCUGUGGGAACCAGCACUCGCACAUCCAUGAUUUACACAGAGAAGAGUGAAGUGCCUUCUUCAAUACAUCCCCAACCUGAGACCUCAGCUCCUGAAGCAGAGACCACUUUGACUUCCACUCCUGGAAACAAGGCCACAAGCUUAACAUUGCCUUUUUCAUCCAUUCCAGUGGAGGAAGUCAUUUUUACAGGCAUAACCUCAGGACUAGACAUCAGCUCAGCACCCAUGACACAUUCUCCCAUCACCCCACCAACAAUUGCAUGGACCAGUACAGGCACAAUUGAACAGUUCACUCAACCACUACAUGCAGUUUCUUCAGAAAACGUUUCUGGGCAGACACAGUCAACUCCAUAUGUCAAUGCUGUGGCAGUGUCUGCUUCCCCUACCCAUGAGAACUCAGUCUCUUCUGGAAGCAGCACGUCCAUUCCAUAUUCCUUAGCCUCACUUGAAUCCUUGGAUUCCACAAUCAGUACUAGUUUAUCUGAGGCAUUGUCCUCAGCUCAUUCUGGGGUUUCAAACCCAAGUUCAACUACGACUGAAUUUCCACUCUUUUCAGCUGCAUCCACAUCUGCUGCUAAGCAAACAAAUCCAGAAACAGAGACCUAUGGCCCCAAGAAUACAGCCCCGAGUACUUUGAACACUGAUGCAUCCUCAGGCACAGGUCUUUCUGAGACUCCUGUGGGGGCAACUAUCAGCUCUGAAGUCCUUCUUCCAAUGACCGUAACUUCCAGAUCAGAUGUUUCUGGCCUUACGUCUGAGAGUACUGCUAACCUGAGUUUAGGCACAGCCUCUUCAGGAGGGACCAAAUUAACUAGGACAAUAUCCCUGCCCACUUCAGAGUCUUUGGUUUCCUUUAGAAUGAACAAGGAUCCACGGACAGUGUCAAUCCCUUUGGGGUCCCAUCCAACUAUUAAUACAGAAACAAGCUUCCCAGUAAACAGUGCAGGUUCACCUGGCUUGUCCACAGUAGCAUCAGAUGUAAUUGACACACCUUCAGAUGGGGCUGAAAGUAUUCCCACUGUCUCCUUUCCCCUCUCCCCUGAUAAUGAAGUGACAACUAUCUCACAUUUCCCAGAAAAGACAACUCAUUCAUUUAGAACCAUUUCAUCUCUCACUCCUGAGUUGACUUCAAGAGUGACACCUACUCCUGGGGAUUGGACCGGUUCAGCUAUGUCCACAAAGCCCGCAGAAGCCAGUUCUUCCAUUACACUGGGAGAGAGAAUGACAAUCACCUCUGCUGCUCCAACCACUUCCCCCAUAGUUCUCACUGUUAGUUUCGCAGAGACCAGCACAGUUUCACUGGAUAAUGAAACUACAGUAAAAAUCUCAGAUAUCCUUGAGGCACGGACAACAAAUGAACUCCCCUCAGAUAGCAGUUCUUCUUCUGAUCUGAUCAACACCUCCAUAGCUUCUUCAACUAUGGAUGUCACUAAAACAGCCUCUAUCAGUCCCACUAGCAUCUCAGGAAGGACAGCAAGUUCCUCUCCAUCUCUCUUCUCUUCAGAUAGAUCCGAGGUUCCCACAUCUACAAUAGAGACAAAUACAGCCACCUCUCCAUCUGUUUCCAGUAACACCUAUUCUCUUGAUAGAGGCUCCAAUGUGGGUGGCACGCCAUCCACUUUACCACCCUUUACAAUCACCCACCCUGUCAAGACAAGCUCGGCCCUGUUAACCUCGUCUAGACCAGUAGGAACUUUCAGCACCAUGGUCAGCACUGACACUGCCGCCGGAGAAAAUCCUACCUCUAGCAAUUCUGUGGUGACUUCUGUUCCAGCACCAGGUAUAUGGACCAGUGUAGACAGCACUACUGACUUACCUGCCAUGGGCUCUCUCAAGACAAGUCCUGCAGGAGAGACACACUCACUUCCAGCAUCAACUAUUGAACCAGCCACUGCCUUCACUCCCCAUCUCUCAGCGACAGUGGUCACUGGAUCCAGUGCUACAUCAGAAGCCAGUCUUCUCACUAUGACUGAAAGCAAAACCAUUCAUUCUUCAUCACAGACCCCAACUACAACCACCUCUGGAGCAAGCUGGGAAACUUCAGCUACUCCUGAGAGCCUUUUGGCCGUCACUGAGACUUCAGACACAACACUCACUUCAAAGAUUUCAGUGACAGAUACCAUCUUGUUUUCAACUGUAUCCACACCACCUUCUAAACUUCCAAGUACAGGGACUGUCUCUGGAGCCUCCUCCCCUACUUUACUCCCGGCCACUCCAGCCAUCCCACUCACCACCACUGAGCCAACAAGUUCAUUAGCUACAUCCUUUGAUUCUACCCCACUGGUGACUAUAGAUUUGGAUAUACUUGGCACAGUCCCAGAGACUACCCUGACCAUGUCAGAGACCUCAAAUGGGGAUGCACUGGUUCUUAAGACAGUAAGUAACCCAGAUAGGAGCAUCCCUGGAAUCACUAUCCAAGGGGUAGCAGAAAGUCCACUCCAUCCUUCUUCCACUUCCCCCUCUAAGAUUGUUGCUCCACAGAACACAACCUAUGAAGGUUUGACCAUCAUGGCACUUUCUACUUUGCCUGCAGGAACUACCGGUUCCCUUGCAUUCGGUCAGAGUUCUGACACCUCAGAGACAACAGCUUUGGUGAACUCAUCAGCUGGGCUUGAGAGGGCAUCUGUGAUGUCACUAACCACAGGAAGCCAGGGUUUGGCCAGCUCUGGAGGAGUCAGAAGUGGGUCCACUCACUCAACUGGAGCCAACACAUUUUCUUCUCUCCCUCUGACCAUGAACCCAGGUGAGGUUACAGCCAUGUCUGAAAUCACCAUGAACAGACUGACAGCUACUCAAUCAACAGCGCCCAAAGGGAUACCUGUGAAGCCAACCAGUGCUGAGUCAGGGCUCCUAACACCUGUCGCUGCCUCCUCAAGCCCAUCAAAGGCCUUUUCAUCACUGACUACAGCUCCCACAACUUGGAGGAUCCCACAGUCCACCUUGACCUUUGAGUUUUUUGAGGUCCCAAGUUUGGAUACUAAGUCUGCUUCUUUACCAACUUCUGAACAGUCCCUGAACACCAUUCCAGACUCAGAUGCAAGCACAGCAUCUUCCUCACUGUCCAAGUCUCCAGAAAAAAACACAAGGACAGGGAUGAUGACUUCCACAAAGGCCAUAAGUGCAAGCUCAGUUCAAUCAACAGGUUUUACUGAAAUCCCUGAGGAAUCUGCCUCCCCUUCUAUGGCAGGACAUGAACCCAGAGUUCCCACUCCAGGAACAGGGGACCUUAUAUAUGCCUCAGAGAGCAUGUCUUAUCCAGACCCAAGCAAGGCAUCAUCAUCUAUGACAUCAACCCCUCUUGCAUCAAAACUCACAACUCUCUUCAGCACAGGUCAAGCAGCAAGGUCUGGUUCUAGUUCCCCUCCCAUAAGCCUAUCCACUGAGAAGGAAACCAGCUUUCUUUCCCCCACUGCAUCCACCUCCAGAAAGACUUCACUCUUUCUUGGGCCCUCUGUGGCAAGACAGCCCAACACAUUGGUGGAUCUUCAGACUUCAGCUCUGACACUUUCUCCAACAUCCACUCUAAAUAUGUCCCAGGAGGAGCCUCCUGAGAUAACCUCAAGCCAGACCACUACAGAAGAAGAGAGAACAACAGCUGAAACACAGACAUUAACCUUCACACCAUCUGAGACCCUGACAUCCUUGUUACCUGUCUCUUCUCCCACAGAACCCACAGCCGGAAGAAAAGGUUCUCCAGAAACAUGGGCAAGCUCUAUUUCAGUUCCCGCCAAGACCUCCUUGGUUGAAACAACUGAUGGAAUGCUAGUGCCCACUACAAAGAUGUCAAGUCAGGCAGCACAAGGAAAUUCCACAUGGCCAGCCCCAGUAGAGAAGACAGGGACCAGUCCAGCAGGUGCAUCCCCAGGAAGCCCAGAAAUGUCUACAGCUCUCAAAAUCAUGAGCUCCAAGAAACCCAGCAUCAGCCCAGAGAUCAGGUCCACUGUGAGAAUUUCUCCUUGGAAGACUCCAGAAACAACAGUUCCCAUGGAGACCACUGUGGAACCAGUCACCCUUCAGUCCACAGCCCUAGGAAGUGGCAGCACCAGCCUCUCUCACCUGCCCACAGGAGCCACAUCACCAACCAAGUCACCAGCAGAAAAUAUGGUGGCUACAGAAAGGGUCUUCCUCUCCCCAUCCCCACCUGAGGCUUGGACCAAUCUUUAUUCUGGAACUCCAGGAGGGACCAGGCAGCCACUGGCCACAACGCUCUCUGUCUCCUUAGAGUCACCAGCUGCCAGAAGCACGACAAGGACUGGUCAGCAAAGCAGUCCAGAACUGAUUUCGAAGACAACUGGAAUGGAAUCCUCUAUGUGGCAUGGCUCUACUGGAGGGGCCACAGUAGACACACAUGUCUCUCUGAGCACAUCUCCCAAUAUCCUUGAAGACCCUGUAACCAGCCCAAACUCUGUGAGCUCAGUCACAAAUAAAUCCAAACAUAAAACCGAGACAUGGGCCAGCACCACAGCCAUUCCCUCCACGAUCCUGAAUCACAAGACAGUGGCAGCUGAAGAACAGACAAGUCGAUCUGUGGAUGAGGCUUUUUCAUCAACUAGCUCAUGGUCAGAUCAGACAUCUGGGAGUGACAUCACCCUUGGUGCAUCUCCUGAUGUCACAAAGACAUUAUACAUCACCUCCACAGCACAAACCACCUCACUAGCAUCUCUGCCCUCUAGAGACCAAAGCAUUACCAGUCUCACCAGUCCCUCAGGAGGAAAAAGAAGCUCUGCAUCAUCUGUCACAUCCCCUGUGGAAGUGAGCAUCGUGAAUGUAACCACAGCUCCUACUCCAGGUAUCUCCACCACCAUCACCACCACGGGAACCAACUCAAUCGUGACUACCACACCCAGCCCUGAAGUGGGUGUGAGUACCAUGGACAGCACCCCGGACACAGAGAGGCACACAUCGUCUACAGAGCACCCUCCCACCUGGUCCUCCACAGUUGCAUCAGAUUCCUGGACUGCCACAGACAUGGCUUCAAACUUGAAAGUCGCAAGUUCUCCUGAAACAAUUUCUACAAUGCAUACAACUUCAUUCUUAGCCUCAAGCACUGAAUUGGACUCCAUGUCUACUCCCCAUGGCCUUAUAACUGUCAUUGGAACCAGCCUGGUCACUCCAUCCUCUGAUGCUUCAGCUGUAAAGACAGAGACCAGUACCAGUGAAAGAACAUUGAGUCCUUCGGACACAACUGCAUCUACUCCCAUCUCAACUUUCUCUCAUGUCCAGAGGAUGAGCAUCUCAGUUCCUGACAUUUUAAGUACAAGUUGGACUCCCAGUAAUACAGAAACAGAAGAUGUGCCUGUUUCAAUGGUUUCUACAGAUCAUGCUAGUACAACGACUGACUCAAAUAUGCCGCUGUCCACUUUUCUGUUUGAUUCUCGGUCCACUCUUGACUGGGACCCUGGGAAAUCUGUGUCACCAGCCACAGCCACUACCUCAGCUCCUCACGGGGCCACAACUCCUCAAGAACUCAUUUUGGAGACCAUCAUCAGCUCAGCUACCUCGCAGCUGCCCUUCUCUAUAGGGGACGUUACAAGUGUAGUCACACCAGCUGCAAUGGUAAGGAGCUCUGGAGUUACUUUUUCAAGACCAGAUCUGACAAGCAAAAAGGCAGAGCAGACUUCUACUCAACUUCCUACCACAAUUUCUGCACAUCCAGGGCAGGUGCCCAGAUCCGCAGCAACAACUCUGGAUGUGAUCCCACACACAGCACAAACUCCAGAUCCAACUCUUCAGAGACAAGGGCAGAGGGCUCUUACAACAGAGGCAAGAGCUACAUCUGACUCCUUGAAUGAGAAAGAAAAAUCAACCUCAAGUGCACUUUGGAUCACUGAGAUGAUGAAUUCUGUCUCACAGGAGACCGUCAAGGAGGUUACCAGCUCCUCCAGUGUAUUAAGGAGCCUGAAUACACUGGACAUAAGCUUGGAAUCUGCGACGACUUCAUCCCCAAGUUGGGAAAGCAGCCCGUAUGAGAGAAUUGCCCCUUCUGAGUCCACCACAGACAAAGAGGCAAUUCACCCUUCUACAAACACAGUAGAGACAACAGCAUGGGUCACAAGUUCCGAACAUGCUUCUCAUUCUACUGUCUCAGCUCACUCAGAGUCAUCCAAACUCACAUCUCCAGUGGUUACUGCCUCCACCAGGGACCAAGCAAUAGUUUCUGCAUCAGCAACCACAGGGCCAGAGUCUACAAGGACUGGAACAGAGCCUCAUUCCUCCUUGACUACUGAACUGAGGGAUUUCAGCCCUUACAUGGACCCCAGCGCAACCACACAAACAAGUAUUAUCUCUUCCCCAGGUUCCACUGCGACCACCAAGGGGCCUAGAACAGAAAUUACCUCCUCUAAGAGAAUAUCCAGCUCAUUCCUUGCCCACUCUGUGAGGUCAUCAGACAGCCCCUCAGAAACCAUCACCAGGCUGUCUAACUUCCCUGCCACGACAGAAUCUGGAGGAAUGACCCUCACUAUGCAAACAAGUCCACCUGGUGCUACAUCACUAAGUGCACCUACUUUGGAUACAUCAGCCACAGCCUCCUGGACAGGGACUCCACUGGCUAUGACUCAGAGAUUUACAUACUCAGAGAAGACCACUCUCUUUAGCAAAGGUCCUGAGGAUACAUCACAACCAAGCCCUCCCUCUGUAGAAGAAACCAGCUCUUCCUCUUCCCUGGUACCUAUCCAUGCCACAACCUCACCUUCCAAUAUUUUGUUGACAUCACAAGGACACAGUCCCUCCUCUCCUCCACCUGUGACCUCAGUUUUCUGGUCUGAGACCUCUGGCCUGGGGAAGACCACAGACAUGUCGAGGAUAAGCUUGGAACCUGGCACCAGUCUACCUCCCAAUUUGAGCAGUACAGCAGGUGAGGUGUUAUCGACUUAUGAAGCUUCCAGAGAUCCAAAGGCAAUUCACCAUUCUGCAAACACAGCAGUGACGACUAUGGAGGCAACUAGUUCUGAACAUUCUCCUGUCCCAGUCCAUACAAAGCCAUCCAAAGCCACAUCUCCAUUGGUUACCUCCCACAUCAUGGGGGACAUCACUGCUUCCACAUCAGUGUUUGGCUCCUCCGAGACCACAAAGAUUGAGACAGUGUCCUCUGUGAACCCAGGACUUCAGGAGAGAAGCACAUCCCAUGUGGCCAGCUCUGCUACAGAGACAAGCACUGUCAUUACCCAUGUGUCUAGUGGUGAUGCUACUACUCAUGUCACCAAGACACAAGCCACUAUCUCUAGCAGAACAUCCAUCCCAAGCCCUCAUCACUUCAAAACUUCUACCAAUGCAUUUACAAAUGUGAGCACCAACCCUUCUACCUCUCUGAUAAUGGCAGAAUCUUCAGGAGUGACCAUCACCACCCAGACAGGUCCUACUGGAGCUACAAUACAGGGUCCAUAUCUCUUGGACACAUCAAGCAUGCCUUACUUGACAGAGACUCCAUUGACUUUGACUCCAGAUUUUAUGCAAUCACAGAAGACCACUCUCAUGAGCAAAGGUCCCAAGGAUGUGUCACGGACAAGCCCUCCCUCUGUGGCAGAAACCAGCUCUCCCUCUUCCCUGACACCUAUCUUGGUCACAACCUCACCUCCUGCCACUUACACAUUACGAGGGCGAAGUACAUCCUCUCCUGUUUCUGUGACUUCAGUUCUCACCUCUGGACCGGUGAAGACCACAGAUACGUUGAACACAAGCAUGAAACCUGUGACCAAUUCACCUCCAAGUUUGAACAACACACCAAAUGAGAUGCUGGCCACUUUGGAAGCCACCACAGACAUAGAGACAAUUCAUCCUUCCAUAAACAAAGCAGUGACCAAUAUGGGGACCAUCAGUUCAGCACAUGAACUGCAUUCCACUCUCCUAGUCAGCUCAGAACCAUCCACAGCCACAUCUCCAAUGGUUCCUGCCUCUGCUACGGGGGACGCUCUUGCUUCCACAUCAACACCUCAUUCUGAGACCACAGACACUGAGGGAGAGCCAACAUCCUCCCUGACUGCUGAACAGAAAGAGAACAGCACCCUUCAGGAGAUGAACUCAACUACAGAGUCAAACAUCAUCCUCUCCAGUAUGUCUGUGGGGACUGCUGCUGAACCCUCCAAAGUGGAAGUCCCCUCUUUUGAUGCAACAUUCAUACCAACUCCUGCUCAGUCAACAAAGUUCCCAGAUAUUUUCUCGGUAUCCGGCAGUAGACUUUCAAACUCUCCUCCCAUGACAAUAUCUGCCCACAUGACCACCACCCAGACAGGGUCUUCUGGAGCUACAUCAAAGAUUCCACUUGCCUUAGACACAUCAACGUUGGAAACCUCAGCAGGGACUCCAUCAGUGGUGACUGAGGGGUUUGCCCCCUCAAAAAUAACCACUGCCAUGCACAAUGAUGCCAAGGAUGUGUCACAGACAAGCGCUCUCUUUGAGGAGGAAGCCAGCUCUCCCUUUUCUCAGGCACCUGUCCUUGUCACAAACUUACCUUCUCCUGUUUCUUUCACGUUGCAAUGGCACGGUACCUCCUCUCCUGUUUCUGUGUCCUCAGUUCCUACUUCUUCACUGGUAAAGAUCACAGGCAAGGUGGAUACAAGCUUAGAAACGGUGACCAGUUCACCUCAAAGUAUGAGCAACACUUUGGAUGACAUAUUGGCCACUUCAGCAGCCACCACAGAUAUACAGACAACACACCCUUCCAUAAACACAGCAGUGACCAAUGUGGGGACCACUAGUUCAGCAUUUGAAUCACAUUCUACUGUCUCAGCUGACCCAGAGCCAUCUAAAGUCACAUCUCCAAAUGUCACCACUUCCACCAUGGAAGACACCACAAUUUCCAGAUCAAUACCUAGAUCCUCUAAGACUACAAGAAUUGAGACUGAGACAACUUCCUCCCUGACUCCUAAACUGAGGGAGACCAGCAUCUCCCAGGAGAUCACCUCAUCCAUGGAGACAAGCACUGUUCCUUACAAAGAGCUUACAAACAUUAAGAGAGACACAACAUACUUCUUGACUCCUAGACUGAGGGAGACCAGUACCUCUCAGGAGUCCAGCUUUUCCACAGACAUGAGUUUUCUACUUUCCAAAGUCCCCACUGGCACUAUUACUGAGGUCUCCAGUACAGAGGUCAUCUCUUCUAGCAAAAUUUCCACCCCAGACCAUGAUAAGUCUACAAUGCCACCUGACACUUUUACAGGAGAGAUCUCCAGGGUCUUCACCUCCUCUAUUAAGACAAAAUCUGCAGAGAUGACCAUCACCACCCCAGCAAGUCCUCCUGGGUCUGCAUCACAUGGUACCCUUCCCUUGGACACAUUAACCACACUUUCCCAGGGAGGGACUCAUUCAACUGUGACUCAGGGAUUCCCACACUCAGAGGUGACCACUCUCAUGAGCAUGGGUCCUGAGAAUGUGUCAUGGAUGACAACUCCCCCUAUGGAAAAAACCAGCUUUGCGUCUUCCCUGAUGUCUUCACCUGCUACGAUAUCCCCUUCUCCUGUUUCCUCCAUAUCACCAGAGAGCAUCCCCUCCUCUCCUCUUCCUGUAACUGCACUUCCUACUUCUGUUCUGGUGAUAACCACAAGUGGGUUGGGCACUACAAGCCCAGAAUCUGUAACCAGUUCACCUCCAAAUUUGAGCAGCAGCACUCAUGAGAGACUGACCACUUACAAAGACACUGCACACACAGAAGCCGCCACACAUCCUUCCACAAACACCGCAGUGACCAAUGUAGGGACUUCCGGGUCUGGACAUGAAUCACAAUCCUCUACCUUAGUUGACUCAGAGACAUCGAAAGCCACACAUCUGAUGAGUACUACUUCCACCAUGGGGGACACUAGUGUUUCCAUAUCGACUCCUGAUAUCUCUCAAACUAGCCAAAUUCAAACAGAGUCAAUGGCAUCCCUGACCCCUAGACCGAGGGAGAGCAGCACGUCUGAGAAGAUCAGCUCAGUGACAGAGACAAAUAGUGCCAUUUCUUAUGUGCCCGCGGGUGCUACUGCUCAGGUCUCCAGGACAGAAGUCAUCUCCUCUAGCAGAACAUCCAUCUCAGACCUUGAUCAGUCCACAAUGACACCCAGCAUCUCCACAGGAAUGAUCCCCAGGCUCUUCACCUCCCCUAUCAUGACAAAAUCUGCAGAAAUGACCAUCACCACUCAACCAACUACUCCUAGGGCUACAUCACAUGGUACUAUUCCCUUGGACACAUCAACCACACUCUUCCAGGGAGGGACUCAUUCAACUGUGUCUCAGGGAUUCCCACACUCAGAGAUAACCACUCUUAGGAGCAGAACUCCUGAAGAUGUGUCAUGGAUGACAACUCCCUCUGUAGAAGAAACCAGCUCUGAGUCCUCCUUGAUGUCUUCACCUGCCAUGACAUCCCCUUCUCCUGUUUCCUCCACAUUAUCAGAGAGCAUCCCCUCCUCUCCUCUUCCUGUGACUGCACUUCUUACUUCUGUUCUGGUGACAGCCACAGAUGUGUUGGACAUGACAAGCCCAGAGCCUGUAACCAGUUCACCUCCAAAUUUAAGUAGCACCACACAUGAGAGACUAAUCGCUUACAAAGACACUGCACACACAGAAGUCAUGCAUCCUUCCACAAACACCGCAGUGGCCAACGUGGGAACCUCCAUUUCUGGACAUGAAUCACAACCUUCUGUCCUAGCUGACUCAAACACAUCCAAAGCCACAUCUCCAAUGGGUACCACCGUGAAGGUUUCUGCAUCAACUCCUACCUUCUUUGAGACUAGAAUUCAGACUGAAUCAGCAUCCUCUUUGACUCCUGGAUUAAAGGACACCAGCACGUCUGAGGAGAUCAACACUGUGACAGAGACAAGCACUGUCCUUUCAGAAAUGCCCCCUGCUACUACUACUGAGGUCUCCAGGACAGAAGUUAUCACCUCUAGCAGAACAUCCAUCUCAGGGCCUGAUCAUUCCAAAAUGUCACCCUACAUCUCCACAGAAACCAUCACCAGGCUCUCCACUUCUCCUGUUGUAACAGGAUCCACAGAAAUGACCAUCACCAACCAAACGGGUCCUAUAGGGACUACCUCACUGGCUACCCUUACCCUGGACACAUCAAGCACAACUUCCUGGGAAGGGACGCGCCCACCUGUGACUCAGAGAUUUCCACACUCAGAGGAUACCACUACUAGGAGCAGAGGUACUAAAGAUGUGUCAUGGCGAAGCUCUCCCUCUGUGGAAGAAACCAGUUCUUCUUCUUCCCUGGUGCCUUUAACUGCAAUAACCUCGCAUUCACCUCUUUUUUCCACAUUAUCAGGAAGUAGCCCCGCUUCUCCUCUCCCUGUGACUUCCCUUCUCACCUCUGGCAGGAGGAAGACCACGGACAUGUUGGACGCACUCUCAGAGCCUGUGACCAGCUCCUUACCAAAUGCAAGUAGCUUCUCAGGUGAGAUGCCCACUUCUGAAGCCUCCACAAAUACAGAGACAAUUCACUUUUCAGAGAACACAGCAGAAACCAAUAUGAGGACCACCAAUUCUAUGCAUGAACUACAUUCCUCUGUCUCAAUCCACUCCCAGCCAUCCAGACACACACCUCCAAAUGUUACUGGGUCUAUGAUGAAGGACGCUAUUUUUUCCACAUCAACACUUGGUUCUACUGAGACUAUAAAUAUUGACAGAGAGUCAACAUACCCCCUGACUUCUGAACUGACAGAGAAUGGCACCGCCCUGGUGAUGAACUCAACUACAGAGUCAAACAUUGUUUUCUCCAGUGUGUCCAUGGGUGCUGCUACUGAGGUCUCCAGGGCAGAAAUCCCCUACUAUAAUCCUACAUUCAUGCCAGCUUCUGCUCAGUCAACAAAGUCCCCAGACAUUUCACCUGAAGCCAGCAGCAGACAUUCUAACUCGCCUCCCUUGACAAUAUCUACACACAAGACCAUCACCACACAAACAGAUCCUCCUGGGGUGACAUCUCUUGGCCAACUGACCUUGGACACAUCAACCAUAGCCAAUCCAGCAGGAACCCCAUCAGCCAGAACUCAGGAUUUUGUAGACUCAGAAAUAACCACAGUCAUGAACAAUGAUCUCAGUGAUGUGUCAAAGACAAGCCCUUUCUCUGUAGAAGAAGCCAACUCUCUCUCUUCUCAGACACCUCUCCUUGUGACAACCUCACCUUCUCCUGUAACUUCCACAUUGCGAGUGCACAGUACCUCCUCUCUUGCUUCUGUGACCUCAGUACUCACCCCUGCACUAGUGAAGAUAACAGACAUGGACGCAAGCUUAGAACCUGUGACUCGUUCAUCUCAAAGUUUAAGCAACACCUCGGCCACUUCAGAAGCCAGCACAGAUACACACACAAUACAUCCUUCUAUAAACACAGCAGUGACCAAUGUGGGGACCAUCAGUUCACCACACGAAUUCUAUUUUACUGUCUCACCUGACUCAGAGCCAUAUAAAACCACAUCUCCAGUAGUUAUCACUUCCACCAUGGGGGACUCAAUAGUUUCCAUAUCAAUGCCCAGAUCCUCAGAGAUGACAAAGAUUGAGUCUGAGACAACUUCCUCCCUGACCUUUGGACUGAGGGAGAUCAGCACCUCCCAGAAAAUCGGCUCAUCCUCAGACACAAGCACUGUCUUUGACAAAGCACUCUCUGCUGCUACUACUGAGGUCUCCAGAACAGAACUCGCUUCCUCUAGCAGGACAUCCAUCCGAGGCACUGAAAAGCCCACAGUGUCACCAGAUACCUCCACAGGAUCUGUCACCAUGUUCUCUACCUUUGCUGGCAUGACAAAAUCUGAAGAAAUGACCAUCGCCACUCAGACAGGUCCUCAUAGGGCUACCUCACAGGGUACCCUUACCUGGGACACGUCAAUCACAACCUCACAGGCAGAGACCCACUCAGCUAUGACUCAUGGAUUUUCACAAUUAGAUGUAUCCACUCUUAUAAGUAGAGUUCCUGAGGAUGUAUCAGGGACAAGCCCACCCUCUGUGGAAAAAACCAGUUCUCCCUCUUCCCUUCUGUCUUUACCAGCAAUAACCUCACUGCUCCCUGUACCUACUACAUUAGUAGAAGGUAGGCCCUAUUCUUCUGUUCAUCUGACUUCACUCCCCACUUCUGGCCCGGUGAAGACCACAGAUAUGCUGGCAUCUGUGACCAGUUUACCUCCAAAUUUGGGCAGCCCCUCACAAAAGAUACUGACUACUUCUGAAGACAUUAAAGAUACAGAGAAAAUGUAUCUUUCCACAAACAUAGCAGUAACCGAUAUGGGGACCACCACUUCUGAAAAGGAAUCUUAUUCGUCUGUCCCAGCCUACUCAGAACCACCCAAAGUCACCUCUCCAAUGGUUACCUCUUUCACCACAAGGGACACCAUUGUUUCCACAUCCAUACCUGGCUCCUCUGAGAUUACAAGGAUUGAGAUGGAAUCAACAUCCUCCCUGGCUCAUGAGCUGAAGGAAACCAGCACCUCCCAGGAGCCCAUCGUAUCCACAGAGAAAAGUGCUGUCCUUCACAAGGUGACCACUGGUGCUACUCCUGAGACCUCUAGGACAGAAGUUGCCUCUUCUAGAAAAACAUCCGUUCCGGGCCCUGAUCAUUCCACAAAGUCACCAGACAUCUCCACUGAAGUGAUCCCCAGGCUGCCUAUUUCCUCUGGCAUUACAGAAUCUGCAAAUGUGACCAUCAUCACUCAAACAGGCCCUCCUCUUGGAUCUACAUCACAGGGUACAUUUACCUUGGACACACCAACUACAUCCUCCAGGGCAGGAACACACUCGAUGGUGACUCAGGAAUUUCCACACUCAGAAAUGACCACUCUCAUGAACAAGGACCCUGAGAUUCUAUCACAGACAAUCCCUCAUUCUAUAGAGAAAACCAGCUUCUCCUCUUCCCUGAUGCCUUCACCAGCCAUGACCCCACCUUCUCCCAGUUCCUCAACAUUACCAAAGACCAUUCACACCACUCCUUCUCCUAUGAUCUCACUGCUCACCUCUAGUCUAGUGAUGACCACAGACAUGUUAGGCACAAGCCCAGAAGCUACAACCAGUUCACCUCCAAAUUUGAGCAGUACCUCACAUGAGAUACUGAUGACAGACGAAGACACCACAGCUAGAGAAGCCAUGCAUCCUUUCACAAGCACAGCAGUGACUAAUGUGGAAACCACCAGCUCUGGACAUGGGUUACAAUCCUCUGUCCUAGCUGACUCAGAAAGAACCAAGGCUACAGCCCCAAUGGAUACCACCUCCACCAUGGGGCAUACAACUGUUUCCACAUCAAUGUCUGUUUCCUCUGAGACUACAAAAAUUAAGAACGAGUCAACAUAUUCCUUGACUCCUGGACUGAGGGAGACCAGCAUCUCCCAAAAUGCCAGCUUUUCCACUGACACAAGUAUUGUUCUUUCAGAAGUCCCCACUGGUACUGCUGCUGAGGUCUCCAGGACAGAAGUCACCUCCUCUGGUAGAACAUCCAUCCCUGGCCCUUCUCAGUCCACAAUGUUGCCAGAAAUAUCCACCAGAACAAUGACAAGGCUCUUUGCCUCGCCUACCAUGACAGAAUCAGCAGAAAUGACCAUCCCCACCCAAACAGGUCCUUCUGGGUCUACAUCACAGGAUGCCCUUUCCCUGGACACAUCCACCACAAAGUCCCAGGCAAAGACUCAUUCAACUUUGACUCAGAGAUUUCCACACCCAGAGCAGACCACUCUCAUGAGCAGAGGUCCUGGAGAUAUGUCAUGGCAAAGCUCUCUCUCUGUGGAAAAACCCAGCUCUCUCCCUUCCCUGCUGUCUUUACCUGCCACAAUCUCACCUCCUCCCGUUUCCUCCACAUUACCAGUGAGUAUCUCCUCCUCUCCUCCUCCUUUGACUUCACUUCUCACCUCUGGCCCGGUGACGACCACAGACAUGUUACGCACAAGCCCAGAACUUGUAACAAGUUCACCUCCAAAGCUGAGCCACACUUCAGGUGAGAGACUGACCACUGGCAAGGACACCACAGAUACAGAAGCUGUGCAUCCUUUCACAAACACAGCCAUGUCCAAUGUGGAGACCUCCAGCUCUGGACAUGAAUCCCCUUCCUCUACCUUAGCUGACUCAGAGACAUCCAAAACCACAUCACCAAUGUUUAUUACCUCCACACAGGAGGACACAACUGUUGUUAUAUCAACCCCUCACUUCUUGGAGACUAGCAGAAUUCAGAAAGAGUCCAUUUCCUCCCUGACCCCUAAAUUGAGGGAGACCAGCAGUUCUGUGGAGACAAGCUCAGCCACGGAGACAAGUGCUAUCCUUUCUGAAGUGCCCACUGGUGCUACUACUGAGGUCUCCAGGACAGAAGUCACCUCCUCUAGCAGAACAUCCAUCUCUGGUCCUGCUGAGUCCACAAUGUUGCCAGAAAUAUCCACCACAAGAACAGUCAUUAAGUUCCCUACCUCCCCCAUCAUGGCAGAAUCAUCAGAAAUGACCAUCAAGACCCAAACAAGUCCUCCUCGAUCUACACCAGGGAGUACCCUUACAUUAGACACAUCAACCACACCCUCCUUGGUAAUAACCCACUCAACUAUGACUCAGAGAUUGCCACACUCAGAGAUAACCACUCUUGUGAGUAGAGGUUCUGUGGAAGAAACCAACCCUCCAUCUUCCCAACUAUCUUUACCUGCCAUGAUCUCACCUUCUUCUGUUUCUUCCACAUUACCAGCAAGUAGCCACUCCUCUUCUGCUUCUGUGACUUCGCUUCUCAUGCCAGGCCAAGUGAAGACUACAGAGGUAUUGGACACAAGCGCAGAACCUGAAACCAGUUCACCUCCAAGUUUGAGCAGUACCUCAGUUGAAAUACUGGCCACCUCUGAAGUCACCACAGAUACAGAGAAAAUUCAUCCUUUCUCAAACACAGCAGUAACCAAAGUGGGAACUUCCAGUUCUGGACAUGAAUCCCCUUCCUCUGUCCUACCUGACUCAGAGAUAACCAAAGCCACAUCGCCAAUGGGUACCAUCUCCAUCAUGGAGAAUACAAGUGUUUCCAUAUUAACUCCUGCCUUAUCUGACACUAGGAAAAUUCAGACAGAGCCAGCUUCCUCACUGACCACCAGAUUGAGGGAGACCAGCACCUCUGAAGAGACCAGCUCAGCCACAGAGGCAAGCACUGUUCCUUCUGAAGUGUCCACUGGUGCUACUACUGAGGUCUCCAGGACAGAAGCCAUCUCCUUUAGCAGAACAUCCAUCUCAGGCCCUGAGCAGUCCACAAUGUCACAAAACAUCUCCACAGAAACCAUCACCAGGAUUUCUGCCUCCUCUGUCAUGACAGAAUCUGCCAAAAUGACCAUCACAACCCAAACAGGUCCUCCGGGAUCUACACCAGAAAGUACCCUUAAUUCGGACACAGCAACCACAUCCUCUUGGGAAGAAACCCACUCUACAGUAACUCAGGGAUUUCCACACCCAGAGAUGACCACUUCCAUGGGCAGAGGUCCUGGAGGUGUGUCAUGGCCUAGCCCUCCCGUUGUGAAAGAAACCAGCCCUCCAUCUUCCCCACUGUCUUUACCUGCCGUGACCUCACCUCAUCCUGUUUCCACCACAUUCCCAGCACAUAUCCUCCACUCUCCCCUUCCUGUGACUUCGCUUCUCACCUCUGGCCCGGUGAUGACCACAGAUAACUUGGGUAUAAGCACAGAACCUGGAACCAGUUCAUCUUCAAGUUUGAGCAGCACCUCCCGUGAGAGACUGACCACUAACAAAGACACUGCACAUACAGAAGCUGUGCAUCCUUCCACAAACACAGGAGGGACCAAUGUGGUGACCACCAGCUCUGGAUAUAAAUCACAAUCCUCUGUCCUAGCUGACUCAGAGACAUCCAAAGCCUCAUCUCCAACGGGUACCACCUCCACCAUGGGGGAUACAAGUGUUCUCACAUCAACUCCUGCCAUCCUUGAGACUAGAAGGAUUCAGACAGAGCCAACUUCCUCCCCAACCCCUGGAUUGAGGGAGUCCAGUGGCUCUGAAGGGACCAGCUCAGGCACCAAGAUGAGCAUCAUCCUUUCUAAAGUGUCCACUGGUGCUACUACUGAGAUCUCCAAGGAAGACAUCACCUCCAUCCCAGGUCCCGCUCCAUCCACAAUAUCACCAGACAUCUCCACAGGAACCAUCAGUUGGUUAUCUACAUCCCCUGUCAUGACAGAAUCAACAGAAAUAACCAUGAACACCCACACAAGUCCUUUAAGGGCCACAACACAAGGCACCAGUACUUUGGACACUUCAAGCAUAACCUCUUUGACAAUGACACACUCAACUCUAUCUCAAGGAUUUUCACACUCACAGAUGAGCACUCUUAUGAAGAGGGGUCCUGAGGAUGUAUCAUGGAUGAGCCCUCCCCUUCUGGAAAAAACUAGCUCUUCCUCUUCUCUGAUGUCUUCACCAACCACAACUUCACCUUCUCCUGUUUCCUCCACAUUAACAGGCAGCAUCUCUUCCUCUCCUCUUCCUGUGACAUCACUCCUCACAUCUGGCCUGGCAAAAACUACAGAUACGUUGCACAAAAGCUCGGAAUCUGUAACCAACUCACCUGCAAAUUUGAGCAGCACCUCAGUUGAAAUACUGGCCACCUCUGAAGUCACUACAGAUACGGAGAAAAUUCAUCCUUCUUCAAACAGAGCAGUGACCGAUGUGGGUACCUCCAGUUCUGGACAUGAAUCUCCUUCCUCUGUCCUAGCUGACUCAAAGACAUUCAACGUCACAUCUCCAAUGGUUAUUACCUCCACCAUGGAGGAUACAAGUGUCUCCACAUCAACUCUUGGCUUUUUUCAGACUAGCAAAAUUCGGACAGAACCAACAUCCUCCCUGACCCUUGGAGUGAGAAAGACCAGCAGCCCUGGGGGGACCAGCUUAGCCACAGAGAUGAGCACUGUCCUUUCUGGAGUGCCUGCUGAUGCCACUGCUGAAGUCUCCAGGACAGAAGUCACCUCCUCUGGCAGAACAUCCGUCUCAGGCCUUGCUCAGCUCACAGUGUCACCAGAGACCUCCACAGAAACCAUCACCAGACUCCCUACUUCUCUUCCUGUGACUUCUUUUCUCACCCCUGGCCUGGUGAUAACCACAGACAGGAUGGGCAUAAGCAGAGAACCUGAAACCAGCUCCACUUCAAAUUUGAGCAGCACCUCCCAUGAGAGACUGACCACUUUGGAAGACACUGUGGAUACAGAAGCCAUGCAUCCUUCCACAUACACAGCAGUGACCAACAUAGGGACCUCCAGUUCUGGACAUGAAUCACAAUCUUCUGUCCUAGCUGACUCAGAGACACCCAAAGCCACAUCUCCAAUGGGUACCAUCUACACCAUGGGGGAAACUAGUGUUUCCAUAUCCACUUCUGACUUCUUUGAGACCAGCAGAAUUCAGAUAGAACCAACAUCCUCCCUGACUUCUGGAUUGAGGGAGACCAGCAGCUCUGAGAGGAUCAGCUCAGCCACAGAGAGAAGUACUGUCUUUUCUGAAGUGCCCAGUGGUGCUACCACUGAGGUCUCCAGGACAGAAGUGAUCUCCUCUAGGGGGACAUCCAUGUCAGGGCCUGAUCAGUCCACCAUGUCUCCAGACAUCUCCACUGAAGCGAUCACCAGGCUUUCUACCUCCCCCAUUAUGACAGAAUCAGCAGAAAGUGCCAUCACUAUUCAGACAGGUUCUCCUGGGGCUACAUCACAGGGUACCCUCACCUUGGACACCUCAACAACAACCUUUUGGUCAGGGACCCACUCAACUGCAUCUCCAGGAUUUUCACACUCAGAGAUGGCCACUCUUAUGAGUAGAACUCCUGGAGAUGUGUCAUGGCCAAGCCUUCCCUCUGUGGAAGAAGCCAGCUCUGUUUCUUUUCCACUGUCUUCACCUGCCAUGACCUCGCCUUCUUUUCCCUCUACAUUACCAGAGAGCAUCCCCUCCUCUCCUCAUCCUAUGACUGUACUUCUCACCCCUGGCCCAGUGAAGACCACAGACAUGUUGGGCACAAGCUCAGAACCUGAAACCAGUCCACCUCCAAAUUUGAGCAGCACCUCAGAUGAAAUAUUAGACACCUCUGAAGUCACCAAAGAUACAGAGAAAAUUCAUCCCUCCUCAAACACACCAGUGGUCAAUGUACGGACCCUGGUUUAUAAACAUCUUUCCCCUUCCUCUGUUUUGGCUGACUUAGUGACAACAAAAGCCACAUCUCCAAUGGCUACCACCUCCACUCUGGGGAAUACAAGUGUUUCCACAUCAACUCUUGCCUUCCCAGAAACUAUGAUGACAAAGCCAACUUCCUCCCUGACUUCUGAAUUAAGGGAGAUCAGUACCUCUCAAGAGAUCAGCUCAACAACAGAAAGAAGUGCUUCUCUUUCUGGAAUGCCCACUGGUGCUACUACUGAGGUCUCCAGAACAGAAGCCAUCUCCUCAAGCAGAACAUCCAUCCCAGGUCCUGCUCAAUCCACAAUGUCACCAGACAUCUCCACGGAAACCAUCACUAGAAUUUCUACUCCCCUCACCACGAUAGAAUCAGCAGAAAUGACCAUCACCCCCAAAACAGGUCAUUCUGGGGCAUCCUCACAAGGUACCUUUACCUUGGACACAUCAAGCAGAGCCUCCUGGCCAGGAACUCACUCAGUUGCAACUCACAGAUCUCCACAAUCAGUGAUGACCACUCCUAUGAGCAGAGGUCCUGAGGAUGUGUCAGGGCCAAGCCUCCCAUCAGUGGAAAAAACUAGCCCCCCAUCUUCCCUGGUGUCUUUAUCUGCAGUAACCUCACCUUCGCUGCUUUAUUCCACAACAUCUGGGAGUAGCCACUCCUCUCCUCUCCGGGUGACUUCUCUUUUCACCCCUGUCGUGAUGAAGACUGCCGACAUGUUGGACACAAGCUUGGAACCUGUGACCACUUCACCUCCCACUAUGAAUAUCACCUCAGAUGAGAGUCUGGCCACUUCUAAAGCCACUAUGGACACAGAGGCAAUUCACGUUUCUGAAAACACAGCUGUGACCCAGGUGGGCACCACCAGAGCUAGACAAGAAUUCUAUUCCUCUUACCCAGGCUUCCCAGAGCCAUCCAAAAUGACAUCUCCAAUGGUCACCUCUUCCACGAUAAAAGACAUUGUUUCUACAACCACACCUGCUUCCUCUGAGAUAACAGGAACUGAGAUGGAGUCAACAUCCACCCUGACCCCCACACCAAGGGAGACCAGGAUCUCCCAGGAGAUCCACUCAGCCACAGAGCCAAGCACUGUUCCUUACAAGGCACUCACUAGUGCCACGAUUGAGUACUCCCGGACACAAGUCACGUCCUCUAGCAGAAGACCUAGCCCUGAUCAGUCCACAAUGUCACCAGACAUCUCCACUGAAGUGAUCACCAGGCUCUCUACCUCCCCCAUCAAGACAGAAUCUAAAGAAAUGACCACUACCUCCCAAACGGGUUCUCCUGGGGCUACAUCACAGGGUACGCUUACCUUGGACACCUCAACAACAACUUUUAUGUCAGGGACCCACUCAACUGCAUCUCAAGGAUUUUCACACUCAGAGAUGACCACUCUUAUGAGUAGAACUCCUGGAGAUGUGCCAUGGCCAAGCCAUCCCUCUGUGGAAGAAACCAGCUCUGCCUCUUCUUUGCUGUCUUCACCUGCUAUGACCUCACUUUCUCCUGUUUCUUCCACAUUACCGGACAGCAUCCACUCCUCUUCUCUUCCUGUGACAUCACUUCUCACCUCGGGCCUGGUGAAGACCACAGAGCUGUUGGGCACAAGCUCAGAACCUGAAACCAGUUCACCCCCAAAUCUGAGCAGCACCUCAGCUGAAAUACUGGCCACCACUGAAGUCACCACAGAUACAGAGAAACUGAAGGUGACCAAUGUGGUAACCUCAGGUUAUACACAUGAAUCUCCUUCCUCUGCCUUAGCUGACUCAGUGACAACAAAAGUCACAUCUUCAGUAGGUAUCACCUACCCUACAGGAGAUACAAAUGUUCUCACAUCAACUCCUGCCUUCUCUGACACCAGCAUUCAGACAAAGCCAACGCUUUCACUGACUCCUGGGUUGAUGGAGACCAGCGCCUCUGAAGAGACCACCUCUGCCACAGAAACAAACACUGUCCUUUCUAGUGUGCCCACUGGUGCUACUCCUGAGGUCUCCAGGACAGAAGCCAUCUCCUCUAGCAGAACAUCCAUCCCAGGCCCCGCUCAAUCCACAGUGUCACCAGACACCUCCACGGAAACCAUCACUAGAAUUUCUACUCCUCUCACCAGGAAAGAAUCAACAGAAAUGGCCAUCACCCCCAAAACAGGUCAUUCUGGGGCUACCUCACAGGGUACCUUUACCUUGGGCACAUCAAGCAUAGCCUCCUGGCCAGGAACUCACUUAGCUGCAACUCAGAGAUUUCCACAGUCAGUGGUGACAACUCCUAUGAGCAGAGGUCCUGAGGAUGUGUCAUGGCCAAGCCUCCCAUCUGUGGAAAAAAACAGCUCUCCAUCUUCCCUGGUGUCUUUAUCUGCAGUAACCUCACCUUCGCCGCUUUAUUCCACACCAUCUGGGAGUAGCCACUCCUCUCCUGUCCCUGUCACUUUGCUUUUCACCUCUGUCAUGAUGAAGACCACAGACAUGUUGGAUGAAAGCUUAGAACCUGAGACCACUUCACCUCCCAGUUUGAAUAUCACCUCAGAUGGGAGUCUGGCCACUUCUAAAGCCACUAUGGAGACAGAGGCAAUUCAGGUUUUUGAAAACACAGCAGCGUCCCAUAUGGAAACCACCAGUGCUAGAGAGGAACUCUAUUCCUCCUCCCCAGGCUUCUCAGAGCCAACCAAAGUGACAUCUCCAAUGGCCACCUCUUCCUCUAUAAGAGACAACAUUGUUUCCACAACAAUGCCUGUCUCCUCUGGCCUUACAAGGAUUGAGAUAGAGUCAAUGUCAUCUCUGACCCCUGGACUGAGGGAGACCAGAACUUCCCAGGACAUCAUCUCAUCCACAGAGACAAGCACUGUCCUUUACAAGAUGCCCUCUGGUGCCACUCCUGAGGUCUCCAGGACAGAAGUUAUGUCCUCUAGCAGAACAUCCAUUCCUGGCCCUGCUCAGUCCACAAUGUCACCAGACAUCUCCGAUGAAGUUGUCACCAGGCUCUCUACCUCCCCCAUCAUGACAGAAUCUGCAGAAAUAACCAUCACCACCCAAACAAGUUCUUCUCUGGCUACAUCCCAGGUUACCCUUCCCUUGGGCACCUCAACGACCUUUUUGUCAGGGACCCACUCAACUGUGUCUCAAGGACUUUCACACUCAGAGAUGACCAAUCUUAUGAGCAGGGGUCCUGAAAAUCUGUCAUGGACGAGCCCUCGCUUUGUGGAAACAACUAGAUCUUCCUCUUCUCUGACAUCAUUACCUCUCGCGACCUCACUUUCUCCUGUGUCCUCCACGUUACUAGAGAGUAGCCCCUCCUCUCCUCUUCCUGUGACUUCACUUAUCCUCCCAGGCCUGGUGAAGACUACGGAAGUGUUGGACACAAGCUCAGAGCCUAAAACCAGUUCAUCUCCAAAUCUGAGCAGCACCUCAGUUGAAAUACCGGCCGCCUCUGAAAUCAUCACAGAUACAGAGAAAAUUCAUUCUACCUCAAACACAGCGGUGACCAAAGUGGGGACCUCCAGUUCUGUUCAUGAAUCUCAUUCCUCUGUCCUAGCUGACUCAGAAACAACGAUGACCACACCUUCAAUGGGUAUCACCUCCCCUGUGGAGGACACCACUGUUUUCACAUCAAUUCCUGCCUUCUCUGAGACUAGGAGGAUUCCAACAGAGCCCACAUUCUCACAGACUCCUGGAUUCAGGGAGACUAGCACCUCUGAAGAGACCAGUUCAAUCACAGAAACAAGUGCGGUCCUUUUUGGAGUGCCCACUAGUGCUACUACUGAGGUCUCCGUGACAGAAAUCAUGUCCUCUAACAGAACACAUAUCCCUGACCCUGAUCAGUCCACAAUAUCUCCAGACAUCAUCACUGAAGUGAUCACCAGGCUCUCUUCCUCAUCCAUGAUGUCAGAAUCAACAGAAAUGACCAUCACCACCCAAACAAGUUCUCCUGGGGCUACAACACAGAGUACCCUUACCUUGGCCCCAACAAUAGCACCCUUGGCAAAGACCCAUUCAACUGUUCCUCCAAGAUUUUUACACUCAGAGAUGACAACUCUUAUGAGUAGGAGUCCUGAAAAUCCAUCAUGGAAGAGCUCUCCCUUUGUGGAAAAAACUAGCUCUAGCUCUUCCUCUUCUCUGUUGUCCUUACCUGUCACGACGUCAGCAUCUGUUUCUUCCACAUUACUACAGAGUAUCCCUUCCUCCUCUUUUCCUGUGACUUCACUCCUCACCCCAGGCAUGGUGAAGACUACAGACAUAAGCACAGAACCUGGAACCAGUUUAUCUCCAAAUCUGAGCAGCACCUCAGUUGAAAUACUGGCUGCCUCUGAAGUCACCACAGAUACAGAGAAAAUUCAUCCUUCUUCAAGCAUGGCAGUGACCAAUGUGGGAACCACCAGUUCUGGACAUGAACUGUAUUCCUCUGUUUCAAUCCACUCGGAGCCAUCCAAGGCUACAUACCCAAUGGGUACUUCCUCUUCCAUGGCCGAAACCACUAUUUCCACAUCAAUGCCUGCCAAUAUUGAGGCCACAAGAUCUGAGGCAGAGCCAUUUUCUCAUUUGACUUCUGCAUUUAGGAAGACUAACAUGUCCCUGGACACCAGCUCAGUCACACCAACAAAUACACCUUCUUCUCCUGGGUCUACUCAUCUUUUACAGAGUUCCAAGACUGAUUUCACCUCUUCUGUGAAAACAUCAUCCCCAGACCGGCCUCCAGCCUCACAGUAUACUGAAAUUCCAGAGGACACAAUCACCCCCUUUAAUGCUUCUCCAUCUAUUAUGGAGUCCACUGGAGUAACCUCCUUUCCAGAAUCCAAGUUUACUAUGUCUGUAACAGAAAGUACUCAUCAUCUGAGUACAGAUUUGUUGCCUUCAGCUGAGACCAUUUCCACUGGCACAGUGAUGCCUUCUCUAUCAGAGGCUGUGACUUCAUUUGCCACCACUGGAGUUCCACGAGUCAUCUCGGGUUCAGGUAGUCCAUUCUCUAGGACAGAGUCAGGCCCUGGGGAUGCUACUCUAUCCACCAUUGCAGAGAGCCUGCCUUCAUCCACUCCUGUGCCAUUCUCCUCUUCAACCUUCACUACCACUGAUUCUUCAACCAUCCCAGCCCUCCAUGGGAUAACUUCCUCUUCAGCUACUCCACAUAGAGUGGACACCAGUCUUGGGACAGAGAGCAGCACUACUGAAGGACAUUUCGUUAUGGUCAGUACUUUGGACACUUCGAGCCAACCAGCCAGGACAUCUUCAUCACCUAUUUUGGAUACCAGAAUGACAGAGAGCAUUGAGCUGGGAACAGUGACAAGUGCUUAUCAAGUUCCUUCACUCUCAACACGGUUGACAAGAACUGAUGGCAUUAUGGAGCACAUCACAAAAAUACCCAGUGAAGCAGCACACAGAGGUACCAUAAGACCAGUCAAAGGUCCUCAGACAUCCACAUUGCCUGCCAGUCCUAAAGGACUACACACAGGAGGGACAAAAAGAAUAGAGACCACCACCACAGCUCUGAAGACCACCACCACAGCUCCGAAGACCACUUCCAGAGCCAUCUUGACCACCAGUGUCUAUACUUCCACUUUGGGAACACUGACUCCCCUCAAUGCAUCAGUGCAAAUGGCCAGCACAAGUACCACGGAAAUGACGAUCACAACCCCAUAUGUUUCCCCUGAUGUUCCAGAAAUGACAUCCUCAUUGGCCACCAGCCUGGGAGCAGAAACCAGCACAGCUCUUUCCAGGACAACCCCAUCUGUUUUCAAUAGAGAAUCAGAGACCACAGCCUCACUGGUCCCUAGUUCUGAGGCAGAGACAAGUCCAGCCAUUCAAACUCUAGAUGUUUCUUCUAGUGAGCCAGAUACAACAGUUUCAUGGGUUAUCCAUCCUGCAGAGACCAUCCCAACUGUUUCCAAGACAACCACCAGUUUUUUCCACAGUGAAUCACACACUGUAUCUUCCACAGCCACCAGUCAUGGGGUAGAAGUCAGCUCAGCCAUUCCAACAAAUAUCUUACCUAGUGAACCAGAUGCACUGACCCCACUGGUCACUAUUUCUGGGACAGAUGCUAGUACUACAUUCCCAACACUGACUAAGUCCCCACAUGAAACACAGACAAGAACCACAUGGCUCACUCAUCCUGCAGAGACCGGCUCAACCAUUUCCAGAACAAUCCCCAAUUUUUCCCAUCGUGAAUCAGAUGCCACACUUUCAGUGGCCACCAGUCCUGGGGCAGAAACCAGUUCAGCUAUUCCAACUAUGACUGUCUCACCUGGUGCAGCAGAUCUGGUGACCUCACAGGUCACUAGUUCUGGAACAGACCGAAAUAUGACUAUUCCAACUUUGAGUCUUUCUUCUGGUGAACCAAAGACCACAGCCUCAUUAGUCACCCAUCCUGAAGCACAGACAAGUUCGGCCAUUCCAACUUCAACUAUCUCGCCUGGUAUAUCACGGAUGGUGACCUCAAUGGUCACCAGUUUGGCGGCAGAGACAAGUACAACUAAUCCAGCUCUGACAAGCUCCCCUGGUGAACCAGCUACCACAGAUUCAUUGGUCACGCAUCCUGCACAGACCAGCCCAACAGUUCCCUGGACAACUUCCAUUUUUUUUCAUAGUAAAUCAGACACCAUACCUUCAAUGGCCACCAGUCAUGGGGCACAAUCCAGUUCAGCUGUCCCAAUUCCAACUGUUUCACCUGGAGUACCAGGAGUGGUAACCCCUGUGGUCACUAGUUCUAUGACAGUGACAGGUACAACUACUCCAAUUCUGACUCUUUCUGCUGGUGAACCAGAGACUACACCUUCAAUGGCCAUCAGUCAUGAGGCAGAAGCCAGCUCAGCUGUUCCAACUGUUUCACCUGGGGUACCAGGAGUGGUGACCUCUCUGGUCACUAGUUCUAGGGCAGUGACCAGUACAACUAUUCCAAUUCUGACUCUUUCUCCUGGUGAGACAGAGACCACACCUUCAAUGGCCACCAGUCAUGAGGCAGAAGUCAGCUCAGCUGUUCCAACUGUUUCACCUGGGGUACCAGAAGUGGUGACAUCUUUGGUCACUAGUUCUAGGGCAGUGACAGGUACAACUAUUCCAAUUCUGACACUUUCUCCUGGUGAACCAGAGACCACACCUUCAAUGGCCACCAGUCAAAGGGCAGAAGCCAGCUCUGCUGUUUCAACUCCAACUCUUUCACCUGGGAUACCAGGAGUGGUGACCCCUUUGGUCACUAGUUCUAGGGCAGUGACCAGUACAUCUAUUCCAACUCUGACUCUUUCUCCUGGUGAACCAGAGACCACACCUUCAAUGGCCACCAGUCAUAGGGCAGAAGGGGGAAACCAACUCUCUGCUGUUCCAACUCCAACUGUUUCACCUGGGGUACCAGGAGUGGUGACCCCUUUGGUCACUAGUUCUAGGGCAGUGACCAGCUCAACUAUUCCAACUCUGACUCUUUCUCCUGGUGAACCAGAGACCACACCUUCAAUGGCCACCAGUCAUGGGGAAGCCAGCUCAACUGUUCCAACUGUUUUACCUGAGGUACCAGGAGUGGUGACCUCUCUGGUCACUAGUUCUAGUGCAGUAGCCAGUACAGCUAUUCCAACUCUGGCUAUUUCUUCUGGUGAACCAGAGACCACAACUUCAUUAGUCACCCGUUCUGAGGCAAAGACAAUUUCAGCCAUUCCAACUUUAGCUGUCUCCCCUACUGUACAAGGGCUGGUGACUUCACUGGUCCCUAGUUCUGGGUCAGAGACCAGUGCAUUUCCAAAUCUAAAUGUUGCCUCAGGUCAACCAGAGACCACAGCCUCAUGGGUCACUCAUUUUGGGACAGCAACAAACUCUGUUUUUCCAACUUUGACUGUCUCCACUGGGGAGCCAUUUACAAAAAUCUCAUUUGUCACCCAUCCUGCAGAGAGUAGCUCAACUGUUCCCAGGACAACCUCAAGCUCUUCCCAUAGUGAAUCAGACGCUAUGCCUUCCACAGUCACCAGUCCUGAGGCAGAAUCCAGCUCAGCCAUUUCAACAACUAUUUCACGUGGUAUACCAGGUGUGCUGACUUCCCUGGUCACUAGCUCUGGGACAGACAUCAGUACAACUUUUCCAACAGUGCCUGAGUCCCCACAUGAAUCAGAGGCAACAGCCUCAUGGGUUACUCAUCCUGCAGUCACCAGCACAACAGUUCCCAGGACAACCCCUAAUUUUUCUCAUAGUGAACCAGACACCACACCCUCAAUAGCCACCAGUCCCGGGGCAGAAGCCAGUUCAGCUUUUCCAACAACUGCCUCAUCUGAUGUACCAGAUAUGGUGACCUCACAGGUCACUAGUUCUGGGACAGACACCGGUAUAACUAUUCCGGCUCUGACUCUUUCUCCUGAUGAACCAGAGACCACAACCUCAUUUAUCACCUAUUCUGAGACACACAUAAGUUCAGCCAUUCCAACUCUGACUGUCUCCCCUGGUGCAUCAAAGAUGCUGACCUCACUGGUCACUAGUUCUGGGACAGACAGCACUACAACUUUCCGAACACUGACGGAGACCCCAUAUGAACCAGAGACAACAGCCACACAGCACAUUCAUCCUGCAGAGACCAACACAAUGGUUUCCAGGACAACCCCCAAGUUUUCCCAUAGUGAGUCAGACACCACACUCCCAGUAGCCAUCACCAGUCCUGGGCCAGAAGCCAGUUCAGCUGUUUCAACGACAACUAUCUCACCUGAUAUGUCAGAUCUGGUGACCUCACUGGUCCCUAGUUCUGGGACAGACACCAGUACAACCUUCCCAACAUUGAGUGAGACCCCAUAUGAACCAGUGACUACAGCCACAUGGCUCACUCAUCCUGCAGACACCAGCACAAAGGUUUCUAGGACAAUUCCCAACUUUUCCCAUAGGGGAUCAGACAGUACACCCUCAAUGGUCACCAGUCCUGGAGUAGACGCCAGGUCAGCUGUUCCAAUUACAACCAUCCCAUCCAGUAUACCAGAGGUAGUGACGUCACAGGUCACUAGUUCUGCAACAGACACUAGUACAGCUAUUCCAACUUUGACUCCUUCUCUUGGUGAACCAGAGACCACAGCCUCAUUGGCUGCCCAUCCUGGGACACAGACUGGCUUCACUGUUCCAGUUCGGACUGUUCCCUCUAGUGAGCCAAGUACAACAGCUUCCUGGGUCACUCAUCCUGCACAGAUCAGCACACCUGUUUUGAGAACAACCCCCAGUUUUUCCCAUAGUAGACCAGAUGCCACACCUUUAAUGGCCACCAGUCCUGGGACAGAAGUCAGUUCAGCUGUGCUGACAACAAUCUCACCUGGUGCACCAGAGAUGGUGACUUCACAGAUCACUAGUUCUGGGGCAGCAACUAGUACAACUAUUCCAACUUUGACUCAUUCUCCUGGUGUGCCAGAGACCACAGCCUUAUUGAUCACCCAUCCCAGCACAGAGACAAGUACAUUUCCUGCUUCAACUGUGUUUCCUCAAGUCUCAGGGACCACAGCCUCACUCUCCAUUAGACCUGGCACAGAGACUAGCACAGCUCUCUCAACUCAGACAACACCCUCUCCCUUCACCCUACUUGUAACUGGAACUGGCAGAGUUGAUCUAAAUCCAACUGCUUCACCUGGUGUUUCUGCAAAAACAGCCUCACUUUCCACCCAUCCAAGGACAGAAACCAGCACAAUGAUUCCAACUUCAACUCUUUCCCUUGGUUUAUUAGAGACUACAGGCUCACUAGCCACCAGCUCUUCAGUAGAAACCAGCACCGGUACUCUAACUCUGACUGUUUCCCCUGCUGCCUCUGGGCUUCCCAGUGCCUCCAUAACAACUGGUAAGCCCCAAACUGUGACCUCCUGGAACACAAAAACCUCACCAUCUGUAACUUCAGCUGGACCCCCAGAAUUUUCCAGGACUGUCACAGGCACCACUAUGACCUUGAUACCAUCAGAGACACCAACACCACCUAAACCCAGUCAUAGAGAAGGAGUGAGUCCAACCACUCUCUUGAGAACUACGGUGGUUGAAACCACUAAUUUAGCUGCCACAGGUUCCAGUCCCACUGCGGCCAAGACCACAACCACCUUCAAUACACUGGCUGGAAGCUCCUUUGCUCCUCUGACCACACCUGGGAUGUCCACCUUGGUCUCUGAGAGUGUGACCUCAAGAGCAAGCAUGAGCCACCGCGCCUGGCUCUCAGAAUAAUCAAGUUAUAACCGUCGGUACCAGACCCCUGCCACCAGCACUCCAGUGACUUCUACAUUCUCCCCAGGGAUUUCCACAUCCUCCAUCCCCAGCUCCACAGCAGCCACAGUCCCAUUCAUGGUGCCAUUCACCCUCAACUUCACCAUCACCAACCUGCAGUACGUGGAGGACAUGCGGCACCCUGGUUCCAGGAAGUUCAACGCCACAGAGAGAGUCCUGCAGGGUCUGCUCAAACCCUUGUUCAGGAAUAGCAGUCUGGAAUACCUCUAUUCAGGCUGCAGACUAGCCUCACUCAGGCCAGAGAAGGACGGAUCAGCCACAGCAGUGGAUGCCAUCUGCACACAUCGCCCUGACCCUGAAGGCCUCGCACUGGACAGAGAGCGACUGUACUGGGAGCUGAGCAACCUGACCAAUGGCAUCCAGGAGCUGGGCCCCUACACCCUGGACCGGAACAGUCUCUAUGUCAACGGUUUCACCCAUCGAAGCUCUAUGUCCGCCACCAGCACUCCUGGGACCUCCACAGUGGAUGUGGGAACCUCAGGAACUCUAUCCUCCAGCCCCAGCCCCACAACUGCUGGCCCUCUCCUGGUGCCGUUCACCCUCAACUUCACCAUCACCAACCUGCAGUACGAGGAGGACAUGCGUCGCCCUGGCUCCAGGAAGUUCAACACCACAGAGAGGGUCCUGCAGGGUCUGCUCAGGCCCUUGUUCAAGAACACCAGUGUCAGCCCUCUGUACUCUGACUGCAGACUGACCUUGCUCAGACCCGAGAAGGAUGGGGCAGCCACUGGAGUGGAUGCCAUCUGCACCCACCGCCUUGACCCCAAAAGCCCUGGACUCAACAGGGAGCAGCUGUACUGGGAGCUAAGCAAGCUGACCAAUGGCAUUGAUGAGCUGGGCCCCUACACCCUGGACAGGAACAGUCUCUAUGUCAAUGGUUUCACCCAUCGGAGCUCUGUGUCCACCACCAGCACUCCUGGGACCUCCAUAGUGGAUUUUGGAACCUCAGGGACUCCAUCCACCCUCUCCAGCCCCACGACUACAGUCGUUGGCCCUCUCCUGGUGCCAUUCACCCUCAACUUCACCAUCACCAACCUGCAGUACGAGCAGGACAUGCAUCACCCUGGCUCCAGGAAGUUCAACACCACAGAGAGGGUCCUGCAGGGUCUGCUUGGCCCUGUAUUCAAGAACACCAGUGUUGGCCCUCUGUACUCUGGCUGCAGACUGACCUCUCUCAGGCCCGAGGAGGAUGGAGCAGCCACUGGAGUGGAUGCCAUCUGCACCCACCAUCUUGACCCCAAAAGCCCUGGACUCAACAGAGAGCAGCUGUACUGGGAGCUGAGCCAACUGACCAAUGGCAUCAAAGAGCUGGGCCCCUACACCCUGGACAGUAACAGUCUCUAUGUCAAUGGUUUCACCCAUCGGACCUCUGUGCCCACCACCAGCACUCCUGGGACCUCCACAGUGGACUUUGGAACCUCAGGGACUCCAUCCUUCCUCCCAAGCCCCACAGCUGCUGGCCCUCUCCUGGUGCCUUUCACCCUCAACUUCACCAUCACCAACCUGAAGUAUGAGGAGGACAUGCGUCACCCUGGUUCCAGGAAGUUCAGCACCACAGAGAGGGUCUUGCAGAAUCUGCUUGGUCCCAUGUUCAAGAACACCAGUGUUGGCCCUCUCUACUCUGGCUGCAGACUGACCUUGCUCAGGUCUGAGAAGGAUGGAGCAGCCACUGGAGUGGAUGCCCUCUGCACCCAUCGUCUUGACCCCAAAAGCCCUGGAGUGGACAGGGAGCAGCUCUACUGGGAACUGAGCCACUUGACCCAUGGCAUCAAAGAGCUGGGCCCCUACGCCCUGGACAUGAACAGCCUCUAUGUCAAUGGUUUCACCCAUCGGACCUCUGUGACCACCACCAGCACUCCUGGGACCUCCACAGUGGACCUUGGGACUUCAGAGACUCCAUCCUCCCUCGCCAGCCCCCACAACUGCUGGCCCUGUCUGGUGCCGUUCACCCUCAACUUCACCAUCACUAACCUGAAGUACGAGGGGAGGACAUCGUCGCCCUGGCUCCAGGAAGACAUGCGUCGCCCUGGCUCCAGGAAGUUCAACACCACGGAGAGGGUCCUGCAGAGUCUGCUUGGUCCCAUGUUCAAGAACACCAGUGUUGGCCCUCUCUAUUCUGGCUGCAGAUUGACCUUGCUCAGGUCCGAGAAGGAUGGAGCAGCCACUGGAGUGGAUGCCAUCUGCACCCAUCGUCUUGACCCCAAAAGUCCUGGAGUGGACAGGAAGCAGCUGUAUUGGGAGCUGAGCCAGCUGACCCAUGGCAUCAAAGAGCUGGGCCCCUACACCCUGGACAGGAACAGUCUGUAUGUCAAUGGUUUCACCUAUUGGACCUCUGUGCCCACCACCAGCACUCCUGGGACCGUCACAGUGGACCUUGGGACCUUAGGGACUCCAUCCUCCCUCCCCAGCCCUACAUCUGCUGGCCCUCUCCUGGUGCCAUUCACCCUCAACUUCACCAUCACCAACCUGCAGUACGAGGAGGACAUGCAUCACCCAGGGUCCAGGAAGUUCAACACCACAGAGAGCGUCCUGCAGGGUCUGCUUGGUCCCGUGUUCAAGAACACCAGUGUCGGCCCUCUGUACUCUGGCUGCAGACUGACCUUGCUCAGGCCUGAGAAGAAUGGGGCAGCCACUGGAGUGGAUGCCAUCUGCACCCACCGUCUUGACCCCAAAAGCCCUGGACUCAACAGAGAGCAGCUGUACUGGGAGCUGAGCCAGCUGACCCAUGGCAUCAAAGAGCUGGGCCCCUACACCCUGGACAGGAACAGUCUCUAUGUCAAUGGUUUCACCCAUUGGAGCUCUCUGGCCCCCACCAGCACUCCUGGGACCUCCACAGUGGACCUUGGAACCUCAGGGACUCCAUCCUUCCUCCUCAGCCCCACAGCAGCUGUUCCUCUCCUGGUGCCAUUCACCCUCAACUUCACCAUCACCAACCUGCAGUAUGGGGAGGACAUGCAUCACCCUGGCUCCAGGAAGUUCAACACCACAGAGAGGGUCCUACAGGGUCUGCUUGGUCCGUUGUUCAAGAACUCCAGUGUCGGCCCUCUGUACUCUGGCUGCAGACUGAUCUCCCUCAGGUCUGAGAAGGAUGGGGCAGCCACUGGAGUGGAUGCCAUCUGUAUCCACCGCCUUAACCCUCAAAGCCCUGGACUGGACAGGGAGCAGCUGUACUGGGAGCUGAGCCAGAUGACCAGUGGCAUCAAAGAGCUGGGCCCCUACACCCUGGACAGGAACAGUCUCUAUGUCAAUGGUUUCACCUAUUGGAGCUCUGUGCCCACCACCAGCACUCCUUGGACUUCCACAGUGGACCUUGGAAUCUCAGGGACUCCAUCCUCCGUCCCCAGCCCCACAACCACCAGCCCUCUCCUGGUGCCAUUCACACUCAACUUCACCAUCACUAACCUACAGUAUGAGGAGAACAUGGGUCACCCUGGCUCCAGGAAGUUCAACACCACGGAGAGGGUUCUGCAGGGUCUGCUCAAGCACUUGUUCAAGAGCACGGGUGUUGGCCCUCUGUAUUCUGGCUGCAGACUGACCUUGCUCAGGCCUGAGAAGGAUGGAGCAGCCACCAGAGUGGACGCCAUCUGUACCCACCGCCCUGACCCCAAAAUCCCUGGGCUAGACAGAGAGCGGCUAUACUGGGAGCUGAGCCAGCUGACCCACAGCAUCACUGAAUUGGGCCCCUACACCCUGGACAGGGAUAGUCUCUAUGUCAAUGGUUUCACCCAGCGGAGCUCUAUGCCUGCCACCAACACUCCUGGGACUUUCACAGUACAGCUGGAAACCUCCGAGACUCCAUCAUCCCUCCCUGCCCCCACAGGCACUGGCCCCCUCCUGCUGCCAUUCACCCUCAAUUUUACCAUCAAUAACCUGCGGUACGAGGAGGACAUGGGUCGCCCUGGCUCCAGGAAGUUCAACACCACGGAGAGGGUCCUUCAGGGUCUGCUUAGGCCCUUGUUCAAGAACACCAGCGUUGGCACUCUGUACUCUGGUUGCAGACUGACCUUGCUCAGGCCUGAGAAGGAUGGGGCAGCCACCAGAGUGGAUGCUGUCUGCACCCACCGUCCUGACCCCCAAAGCCCUGGACUGGACAGAGAGCGGCUGUACUGGAAGCUGAGCCAGCUGACCCACGGCAUCACUGAGCUGGGCCCCUACACCCUGGACAGACACAGUCUCUAUGUCAAUGGUUUCACCCAUCAGAGCUCCAUGGUGACCACCAGAACUCCUGAUACCUCCACAAUGCACCUGGGAACCUCGAGAACUCCAGCCUCCCUGUCUGGACCCACGACCGCCAGCCCUCUCCUGGUGCUAUUCACACUUAACUUCACCAUCACUAACCUGUGGUAUGAGGAGAGCAUGCAUCACCCUGGCUCUGGAAAGUUUAACACCACAGAGAGAGUCCUUCAGGGUCUGCUCAGGCCUUUGUUCAAGAACACCAGUGUUGGCCCUCUGUACUCUGGCUGCAGACUGACCUUACUCAGGCCCAAGAAGGAUGGGGCAGCCACCAAAGUGGAUACCAUCUGCACCUACCGCCCUGACCCCAAAAGCCCUGGACUGGACAGAGAGCAGCUAUACUGGGAACUGAGCCAGCUGACCCAUGGCAUCACUGAGCUGGGUCCCUACACCCUGGACAGGGACAGUCUCUAUGUCAAUGGUUUCACACAACGGAGCUCUGUGCCCACCACCAGCACUCCUGGGACCUCCACAGUGGACCCGGGAACAUCUGGGACUCCAGCUUCUAAACCUGGUCCCUCAGCUGCCAGCCCUCUCCUGGUGCCGUUCACUCUCAACUUCACCAUCACCAACCUGCGGUAUGAGGAGAACAUGCAGCACCCUGGCUCCAGGAAGUUCAACACCACGGAGAGGGUCCUUCAGGGCCUGCUCAGGCCCCUGUUCAAGAGUACCAGUGUUGGCCCUCUGUACUCUGGCUGCAGACUGACCUUGCUCAGGCCUGAGAAGGAUGGGGCAGCCACUGGAGUGGACGCCAUCUGCACCCACCACCCUGACCCCAAAAGCCCUAGGCUGGACAGAGAGCAGUUGUAUUGGGAGCUGAGCCAACUGACCCACAGCAUCACUGAGCUGGGCCCCUAUACCCUGGACAACGACAGCCUCUUUGUCAAUGGUUUCACCCAUCGGAGCUCUGUGCCCACCACCAGCACUCCUGGGAUCCCCACAGUGUAUCUGGGAGCAUCUAGGACUCCAACCUCGAUACUUGGCCCUUCAGCUGCCAGCCAUCUCCUGAUACUAUUCACCCUCAACUUCACCAUCACUAACCUGCAGUAUGAGGAGAACAUGUGGCCUGGCUCCAGGAAGUUCAACACUACAGAGAGGGUCCUUCAGGGUCUGCUAAGGCCCUUGCUCAAGAACACCAGUGUUGGCCUUCUGUACUCUGGCUGCAGGCUGACCUUGCUCAGGCCAGAGAAGGAUGGGGAAGCCACCGGAGUGGAUGUCAUCUGCACCCACCGCCCUGACCCCACAGGCCCUGGGCUGGACAGAGAGCAGCUGUAUUUGGAGCUGAGCCAGCUGACCCAUAGCAUCACUGAGCUGGGCCCCUACACCCUGGACAGGGACAGUCUCUAUGUCAAUGGUUUCACCCAUCAGAGCUCUGUGCCCACCACCAGCACCGGGGUGGUCAGCGAGGAGCCAUUCACACUGAACUUCACCAUCAACAACCUGCGCUACAUGGCGGACAUGGGUCAACCCGGCUCCCUCAAGUUCAACAUCACAGACAACGUCAUGCAGCACCUGCUCAGCCCUUUGUUCCAGAGGAGCAGCCUGGGUGCACGGUACACAGGCUGCAGGGUCAUUGCACUAAGGUCUGUCAAGAACAGCGCUAAGACACAGGUGGACAUCCUCUGCACCUACCUGCAGCCCCUCAGUGGCCCAGGUCUGCCUAUCAAGCAGGUGUUCCAUGAGCUGAGCCAGCAGACCCACGGCAUCACCCGGCUGGGCCCCUACUCUCUGGACAAAGACAGCCUCUACCUUAACGGUUACAAUGAACCUGGUCCAGAUGAGCCUCCUACAACUCCCAAGCCAGCCACCACAUUCCUGCCUCCUCUGUCAGAAGCCACAACAGCCAUGGGGUACCACCUGAAGACCCUCACACUCAACUUCACCAUCUCCAAUCUCCAGUAUUCACCAGACAUGGGCAAUGGCUCAGCUGCCUUCAACUCCACCGAGAGGGUCCUGAAGCACCUGCUCAGAGCCUUGUUCCAGAAGAGCAGCAUGGGCCCCUUCUACUUGGGUUGCCGACUGAUCUCCCUCAGGCCUGAGAAGAAUGGAGCAGCCACUGGCGUGGACACCACCUGCACCUACCACACUGACCCUGUGGGCCCUGGGCUGGACAUACAGCAGCUUUACUGGGAGCUGAGUCAGCUGACCCAUGGUGUCACCCAACUGGGCUUCUAUGUCCUGGACAGGGAUAGCCUCUUCAUCAACGGCUAUGCACCCCAGAACUUAUCAACCCGGGGCAAGUACCAGAUAAAUUUCCAUAUUGUCAACUGGAACCUCAGUAAUCCAGACCCCACAUCCUCGGAGUACAUCGCCCUGCUGAGGGACAUCCAGGACAAGGUCACCACACUCUACAAAGGCAGCCAACUACAUGACACGUUCCGCUACUGCCUGGUCACCAACUUGACGAUGGACUCCAUGUUGGUCACUGUCAAGGCAUUGUUCUCCUCCGAUCUGGACCCCAGCCUGGUGGAGCAAGUCUUUCUGGAUAAGACCCUGAAUGCCUCAUCCCAUUGGCUGGGCUCCACCUACCAGCUGGUGGACAUCCAUGUGACAGAAAUGGAGCCAUCAGUUUAUCAACCAACAAAACCAACAAGCAGUUCCAGCACCCAGCACUUCUACCUGAAUUUCACCAUCACCAACCUACCAUAUUCCCAGGACAUAUCCCAGCCAAGCACCACCAAUUACCAGAGGAACAAAAGGAAUAUUGAGGACGCGCUCAACCAACUCUUCCGAAAUAGCAGCAUCAAGAGCUAUUUUUCUGACUGUCAAGUUUCAACAUUCAGGUCUGUCCCCAACAGCCACCACACGGGGGUGGAUUCCCUGUGUAACUUCUCGCCACUGGCUCGGAGAGUAGACAGAGUUGCCAUCUAUGAGGAAUUCCUGCGGAUGACCCGGAAUGGUAGCCAGCUGCAGAACUUCACUCUGGACAGGAGCAGUGUCCUUGUGGAUGGGUAUUCUCCCAACAGAAAUGAGCCCUUAACUGGGAAUUCUGACCUUCCCUUCUGGGCCAUCAUCCUCAUCUGCUUGGCAGUACUCCUGGGACUCAUCACAUGCCUGAUCUGCGGCUUCCUGGCGACCACUCGCCGGCGGAAGAAGGAAAGAGAAUACAGCUUCCGGCAACAGUGCCCAGGCUACUACCAGUCACACCUAGACCUGGAGGAUCUGCAAUGA